UAUGCUGGACUGGAUUUUAUGUAGAAAGCAGCAAUACGCUUCAACACCCUGAUUCAAUCAAAGUUUUUGAUACGUAUGUACUAUGGAAGUCAAACAAGCGUGCAGAUAAAACAUGUGGUCAUAGCAGGACUACGAACAUAUGUAAGCAAAGAGGCAUGCGCCGCAAUCAAUAUAUCCUUUGUUGAGCAUAUAAUUGUUGCCUCUGCCCCGCAAACCCAAGCUAAACAUUGCACCAACACCAAUUUCCCGCUGACAUGGAGCUUGUCGUGAUCAUAUUCAGUUGCGUCUUCUUUUACUUGCUCACUAGUCUGAUAUAUAAUCUAUACUUCCAUCCCCUAUCGCACUUUCCAGGCCCCCUGCUAUGGCGCGCUUUUCAAUUCCCCUCUCUAGCAGCCAUGUUGGCCGGGAACUUGCCAUACAAAGUUCAAUCACUCCAUGAAAAGUAUGGACCUAUCGUUCGAGUUGCACCCAACGAGCUCUCGAUCGUCGAUGAUCGAGCAUGGAAAGAAAUCUUCCAACGCCGCGACUUCCUCCGUCCCCCUCAGUGGGGGGCCCGCCCGCCAGGUGUGAACGCACAUAAUCUAGUAUCAGCGCCAGCAGAUAUACACGCCAGAUUCCGCAAAGCAUUGUCACCCGCAUUUUCUGAACAAAGUAUCGCAAGCUACGAGCCGCUGAUCCGGGAGUACUUCGAUGUACUUAUCGCGAAGCUAGCCAAAACGGCACCGGAUACUUUCGAUAUGGUCGCGUGGUUCAACUACACAACUUUCGACAUUAUCGGGGAUUUAUGCUGGGGCGAAUCUUUCAAUUGUCUGGCGAGCGGACAGGGCCACGCUUUCAUAUCAGUUCUACUGCACUUCAAAGCUGCGACAAUCGCCACCGCGAUCAAAUACUACCCAGCCAUCGAUGCUCUCAUCCCGUAUAUCACGCCAAAAUCCGCGCUUACCAUGCUGCACAACGUGUUUGAUACAGGACAUCAAAGCAUACAGAGGCGUAUACAAGAUGAAGCCAAAUCAGAUCAAUCUGAUAUCUUGGGUCACGUUCUGCGAUACAACAAGAAUAACCCAGUGUCGUUGCAGAUGUCGCAAGAAGAGAUCGAGUUCAAUGCACUCACAAUGAUUAUUGGUGGUAGCGAGACUCUUACAACCGCACUCUGUGGCGCCCUGUAUCAGCUGGUAUCUCACCCGUCUUCUUACCAGGCUCUGGUGACUGAGAUAAGAUCUACAUUCCAGUCCGAAAAGCAGAUCUCGGGAGCCACCGUCAAGCCUCUGCCAUAUCUAAACGCAGUCAUCAACGAGACUCUGAGAUUGUGUCCGCCAUUUCCUGACCUUAUGCGACGCGCAGUGCCGAAGGGAGGCGCUACUGUGGCAGGGCAUCAUUUUACGGAAGGGACCGUUCUGGGAGUUGCCUGCUGGCCUAUGUUUCAAUCCAGCAAACACUUCUCUGAUCCCGGAAAAUUUGCUCCCGAGCGGUGGCUACAUGAUGCAGGAGAUGAGAAUCUGAGCCACAAUGGCAACGCUUUCUAUCCGUUUGCUUUAGGCCCACAUGGCUGCAUCGGCCAGUCUUUGGCUCUUUUAGAAAUGCGACUACUGUUGGCAUUGCUGUUCUUUCACUUCGACUUUGACAGCCCGCGAGGCGGUUUUGAUUGGGAUUGGAAUGAGCAGAAGAUUUACUGGACUUGGGAGAAAAAGCCACUGUCGAUCAACGUUAGGAAGCGGCUAUAA
Molecule: messenger RNA, 1721 nt
Organism: Periconia digitata
Lineage: Eukaryota; Fungi; Ascomycota; Dothideomycetes; Pleosporales; Periconiaceae
Source: the annotation of a GenBank genome assembly